This is a messenger RNA of Stegastes partitus (bicolor damselfish), 2165 nucleotides long. RefSeq names its product homeobox protein Hox-B6a-like. Gene Ontology annotation, molecular function: DNA-binding transcription factor activity, RNA polymerase II-specific; RNA polymerase II cis-regulatory region sequence-specific DNA binding. Gene Ontology annotation, biological process: anterior/posterior pattern specification; regulation of transcription by RNA polymerase II. Bases 140 to 1006 code for a protein of 288 amino acids. Gene Ontology annotation, cellular component: nucleus. Lineage: Eukaryota; Metazoa; Chordata; Actinopteri; Pomacentridae. The record is from RefSeq and is a predicted model, not a curated record. The transcript has 2 exons.
CCGUCUACUCCCCCUUCUGCGUCUUCAUCGCGUGAACCUUGUUGUUGUGUUUGUUUCGUGCCCUCCUGUCCUCCCCUCUCCUCCUCUUCUUCUCCUCUUCUUCUUUUCUCCCCUUCUUCACCUCUCCUACUUUCUCCCGAUGAGUUCCUAUUUUGUCAACUCCUCUUUCCCGGUGACGCUACCGGGAACGGGUGGAGGAGGGCAGGCGGCGGCGGCAGAGUCGUUCCUGGGUCAGAUCCCGCUUUACUCGUCGGGAUACGCCGCCGACCACCCGCUCAGGCACUACCCGGGGGCAGCCGCCGUCACGGCUGCCGCAGCCAUGGCAUACAGCGCCAGCGGAGGCGGCGUGCACCAGGACAAACCGUACCCGGCGUCCUCCUACUACCAGCAGGCGACCAACGGAGCGUACAGCGGGCACCGUGCGGCGGCGGCGGCGGCGGCGGCGGCAGGGGUCGGUGUCGGGGGCGCGACCGGAGCCGGUGCCUGCGAUUACGCCACGGCGGCAGCGGCGGCUGCAGCGGCAGCCACGAGCUUCUACCGGGACAAGGAGCACCCGUGCAGUCUGGAGGAGCACCAGCUCGUGCUCAGCCCGGACGGCAUGCACCGUAAAGCGGAGUGCGCGGGGCUCGGUGGGAAGGGGCUGUUCGGUGAAGCGAUGGACGACAAACAAGCGGCGUCAGCCCCCAUUUAUCCGUGGAUGCAGCGGAUGAACGCGUGCAACGGGACCUUCGGCAGCCCCGGGAGACGCGGCCGGCAGACGUACACGCGCUACCAGACGCUCGAGCUCGAGAAGGAGUUCCACUUCAACCGGUACCUCACGCGGCGGCGGCGGAUCGAGAUCGCGCACGCGCUCUGCCUCACGGAGCGGCAGAUCAAGAUCUGGUUCCAGAACCGGAGGAUGAAGUGGAAGAAGGAGAACAAGCUGAUCAACUCCUCUUCCUCCUCGUCGUCCUCCUCUUCGUCCACGGUGAACGGUGCAGACGAAGAGGAGAAACGGACGGAGUGAAUUUACAGAGAGGAAAAGAAGGAGGAGAAAAAAAGGGAGAAUAAAUAAACUCAUGUUAAACACAUAAAAAGAGGAAGAGGAGGGUGGAGGAAAAGACAUGCUGGGUAUUCCCUUCCCCUUCCCGUCUCAAAGUUCGUCCAGACGUUCGUCUGGUGGGAAAACUCUGGGAAAAUGUAGCCUGCAGUUCCUUUGAUUUUUAUUUUUUACCUGAGCAGGAGGGGACAAAAAAAAAAAAAAAAAAAAAAAAAAAAAAAAAAAAAAAAAAAAAAAAAAAAAAAAAAAAAAAAAAAAGAGGGCCACGAUGAUUCCUGUCUCGGUCCUUCUCAGGUCACCUGCCUCUGAAGGCCGCGUCUCUGAGCGCUCUGCUAAUUGGAAAUAAUAAUUUGGAGUACAGAGAGAGAGCCGUGAAACUGUGGAAUUCCUUCAUUAAAAUGAGGAAAGAGAUGAGAAAGCAGAACAUUAAAAUGUGGUUUGCGUGCUGUUCAUCCAGUGUAAGAAAUAAAAACCGUCUCCAGUAAAUCAGUAAUCAGCCGCCCGACGGUGACGAGCUGCGUCCAAACAGUUUCUUGCUGCAUUCCAAGAAAACUCCCGACUUCCUACUCUGGCAGGUUCCUGCUCCGAUCCGGUUCAAUGUUCUUCCGACCCGUCAGGCACUUGUUCUGGAGCUUUAGGACUUGACUUUCCUCCCCGAUUUAAUUUUAUUUUUUUGUUCUUCGUUAUUUUGUCGAUGUGCUGUGUGUAUGAUACCUUCAGUGACACACUCUGGACACACACACACACACACACACACACACACACACACACACCAGCCCGGGGAGGAAAACACUAUGGGGGAAGUGUAACUAUGUCAUAUUGUGUUCAUAUUUAAACUGUAUAGAAAUAAGCAAGAGGGGGUAAAACACACCUUGUACGGUGAGGGUAAUGUAAGGGGGGGUGGGGGUGGGGGUAAUUUAACUUUUCCAGCUGUUUUCCAAUAUGGAGAGGGUGCGGGGGGAGGGCGGGGUGUUAUCCUACUGAUGUUAUUCUGAAAACUACCUAAACUCGUUCAGGAAAGUGUAUAUUUUAUGGAUUUUUACAUUGUUUGUUUCUGUUAGUGUUUUGUCAGUACUUGCAUAUACUACCUAUGAGAGCUGUUCAAUAAAAUGUAAAGACCUGCACA